Rhopalosiphum maidis (corn leaf aphid) is the source of this 3885-nucleotide messenger RNA. RefSeq names its product katanin p80 WD40 repeat-containing subunit B1 (gene kat80). Gene Ontology annotation, molecular function: microtubule binding. Gene Ontology annotation, cellular component: katanin complex. The record is from RefSeq and is a predicted model, not a curated record. Gene Ontology annotation, biological process: microtubule depolymerization; microtubule severing. The transcript has 20 exons. Lineage: Eukaryota; Metazoa; Arthropoda; Insecta; Hemiptera; Aphididae. The coding region runs from base 297 to 2636 and encodes 779 amino acids.
AAAAAAGAGAAAAAAACCAAAACAUUGACUUGUAGACCAGUGCCCCCUCAUAACGGCAAUGCUAAACGCCAAAAUACAAUUUUUAAUAAGGCAUAGCAGCAGAUGCCCGUGGUAGUCGAAUUAACUGACUUUUUUUCUACGUUCUUCGUGUAAGAAGCAACAUCAAUCAAAACAACGUUCAAAAUCGCAGUCAAAGUCUUUAACAGCCACUCGAACUGCUUUUGUAUUUAUCGUCUGACUAUAUUCAAUCAAAUUUAUGGUUAUUCGUCACUCUGCAAAUAGUACAUGUCUUUAAAAUGGCAAAUCCAAACAAACAUAUUUGCAAAUUACAAGAAUUUGCUGCACACAAUGCAAAUGUUACUUGUUUGGCUCUUGGUCAAAAGAGUGGCUUAGUAUUAGCUACAGGUGGUGCAGAUAACAAAGUGAAUUUGUGGAAAGUUGAUAGUGAAACAUGUUUUAUGAGCUUAUGUGGUCACGUAACUCCAAUUGAAUGUGUACAAUUUGAUCCAUCUGAGUAUUUAGUGGGUGCUGGUAGCCAAACAGGUGGCUUAAAAGUAUGGGACUUAACUAAAGGAAAAAAAGUUAAAACAUUUAGUGGACAUAAAUCGGCUGUUACAAAAUUAGAUUUUUUUCCUUUUGCUUCAUCUUCAUAUUUUGUAACGGGUUCAAAAGAUACCAAUGUUAAGUUGUGGGAUUAUCGAUAUUCACAUUGUAUAGGGAUGUAUAAAGGUCAUGAAGCAUCUAUAUCUAGUUUAAAAUACAGUCCAGAUGGUUUAUGGAUUGCUUCUGGCGAUGAAGAUGGAUGUGUUAAGAUAUGGGAUUUGAGAGUUGGACGCAUGAUUCAUGUUUUUGAUAAACUACAUAAAGGAGCAGUAACAUCAAUUCAAUUUCAUCCAUUAGUAUUUUUAUUAGCUAGUAGUGGAACAGAUAAUAAAAUUAAUAUAUUAGAUUUGGAGCGAUUUAGUAUUAUUUCUCAAAUAGAUACAGACAAAUCUAUAAUUAGAUGUUUGCAAUUCAAUGACAAAGGAGAUGUUUUAUAUGGAGGUGGUAAUGAUUACCUUGGGGUAUAUGGUGUAGAACCAACUAGAGUAUGUGACUCUGUAGUUGUAAAAUGGGGAAAUAUGAACGAGUUAGUUGUAAAAGAUAAUCGCAUUGUUGGUGCUUCACAUUUAUUAACAGAUGUUUCAACAUGGUUAAUUAAUUUACCUGAAGAAUAUCCUUUUAAGAAUCAAUUUUCACCACCUGAUAAAUCAUCAAAAACUAAUACAAUGUUUACAAGAGAUACUAGUGUUCGAAAAAGUUUUAAUAAACAAAAGUCACGAGAAAUGAUAAAACCUAAAACAAAUAUGAAAUUAAUUGAUGAAAGCGAAACUGAUAUCGAUGAUGAAAAUCAAACUGUAAUUAAUAAUGUUCAUGAUUACCAUUCAGUGUUUAAGCCAAAUAGAACUUCGUUUAAACCAAGUAGAAUAUUAAAUAGAAGUCCACCUCCAUUUUCACCCUUAUCUGAAGACGAUAAUUCCAAUAAUAUAUUUACUGGUGAAGUAAAUAGAAAUCAAUCAACUUCUGCAAAAUUAGAAGAUAAAAAACAUAGCAUUGAUCUUUCUCAAGGAGUAAUGCAAAGUAGUUAUUCAGAAGCUGAAACUUCAUCCGUGGAUUCUACUCCCUGUGAUUCAUUUCAGUUACCUCAGUUUGAAAGUUCUGGUGAUUACCAUACUCCUGACUUACCAACUCCUUUAUCAACACCUGAUAGUAUUGAGGCAUCUGAAAAAAGACACAAUCCUUAUAUAACAUCAUCAGUUUCAAUGCGUAGUGUAUCUUCUAAUGUAAUUAACGAAAGCUUAACUAAACGUCCAUCGUCUUUACCAGUAUUUAGACAAAAUGAUCAUUUUGCUUAUGGACAUAAGUAUACAUCUCCUCAAUCUCAAAGAAAAAUAAUACCAGAUGAAAUUACAUCAUUACCUCAACAUAAACGACUGUUGGCUGAUGAUUUUUUAGUUACACCAGAACAUAAAAAGACUGAUAUCAUCGCAAAGAAAUUUGAACUUCCCCUAGAUGAUUUUGGGGAAUUAAAAAAUGUUUGUACAAAUAGUUUAAAUAAUGUCAUGUAUGAUGAAGAAGACAUAGUGGAAAUUCUUUCAAAAAACCAUAAGUCCACUAUGGGUGUGCUCAAAGAAAGACAACGUUAUCUUAACAUUAUACAGACAUUAUGGACUAAUAAAAAUUUUAAGUGUGCUGUAAAUUCUGCUGUUUCCAUGAAUGAUGAUGCUGUUAUAUCAGAUCUCAUUUCUAUUAUUACACAACGCCCAAAUCUUUGGUGCCUAGACGUUUGCAGUAUGCUUCUUCCUUCGAUAUCUGAUUUAAUUCAAAGUGGCAAUGAGGCAUUCAUAAAUAUAAGUUUCAAAGCCAUAAGAGAUAUACUGCAGUAUUUUAUGCCAGUCAUUAAGAAUAAUAUACAAAGACCACCUUCUGCAAUAGGUGUUGAUAUUAUGCAAGAAGAAAGAUAUAACAAAUGUCGCAAGUGUCAAAACAUACUUAUGGAUAUCAGGUCAUUUGUACUGAAGAGGCAAACGGUGCAGGGUAACUUAGGCAAUGUGUUCAGACAGUUGCAUAUGCUCUUGCAAACAAUAGACAUCUAAAUAGCAGAAAUAAGACAAAAAUGUGCCUUAAUCCGCUAAAGAGACGGCAUAGAACAAGUGGUGAAUCCUGUUAAUUGCGUGUCUUACGAUACAUUAUUAUUAUCAUUAUAUUUUUUUUUAUAUAAUUUUUAAGCCUUAUCAAACUGUCGUCAAUGUGUAGUAUUUUUUGAAUGAAUAAUUUGUUAAUUUUUUUUUUUUAAAACGUUAAUUUUUAUAACAUUUUCGAUCAUAAUAACAUUGUACUACUAACGCACCACUAUACUUUUUAGCUUUUUGAGCCCAUUCGAUUUUCGUUCUAUAGGUACAUAUCUAGUUUAUAAAGGCAUUAAGAACAGUAUACUAACAACAAUUUUCAAAUCCACGCGAUACAGGCAGUGCACAUAAUAUUAAUAAUAAUAAUAAUAUUAAUGUUUACGAAGCUCUUUCUAUUUUAACCACAUAGUCUUACCAUAUAAAACAUAAAUCCAGUUCUGUAGACAAUGUAUGACAUAUGUAAAAUAUUCCAUUAGAUCGGUGUCUUCUUUUUUUUUACUUCUCUCCUUUUCAGAAAAGGUCUAAACAUGAAUUACAAAAAUAGUAAUACUACAAUAAAUAUAACUGUGUUGUAAUGGGUUAUGUACUAUAACAGCUAAAAUCACAUUUAUAUUAUAUUAUACCUACAUUUUUUUUUUAAUGUUGUACACUUGUGGAUUAAACAGAAUAAUUGUUCAUAAAUCAAAAUAUUAUUAUAAUAUUUACAGGAACCUACGUAGCUUUACAAAUAUUCUUGUAUACAUUUUAAUUCCUUUUUUUUUUUACUUUAUUGUACGCAAUUAUUAUAAAACAUGGCUGUGUUUUCUACUUUUAGAAAUACAAAAUAUUCAGUGUUUUCUAUCAGUUGAAUCCGUCCAAUAUUAUAAAUUAUAAUAAUUGUAUUAACACCAUACUGUUGUAUUCACGAUAAUUAUAUAAUAUAUAUAUUUUUAAAACAUUAUCAACUGAAGAAAUUACUAUUCAGCCUGAAAAGGUACCAAUAAGCCCAAAGAAAAAAUGUUCGGUGUUAUUUUUUAUCCAAGCAUAAUGUACAUUGUUUUAAUUUAAUUUUUGAUUUAUUUGAGCGAUCUCAUUUCUGUUGUAUACAGAUUGUAGUCAAAUGUUAUCUUUAAUAAUUAGUGUGUAAUUUUUUUAUUAUUAUUAUUAUUAUUUGGCUUAUUUGUAACUCCAAUUUACUGUUUCUUUUUUUUCAUUUUAUAUUUUAUUUAUAUGUUAC